Molecule: messenger RNA, 3882 nt
Organism: Adineta steineri
Lineage: Eukaryota; Metazoa; Rotifera; Eurotatoria; Adinetida; Adinetidae
Source: the annotation of a GenBank genome assembly
AUGCCGUGGAAUUGGUUCUUAGAAUUUAAAACUAAAAUUAAACACAUCAACUUAUUUCAAGAUAUUGAUCAAACAAAUGAAGAAGAUAUCAAAAAUCAAAAAAUAUCGACAGUUAUUUUUCUUAUUCUGUUUACAAUAUCAAUUGUUGCACUCUUUCUCUAUUCAUCCUUGGCUCCCAUAACAAAUACGGUAGUUAUUAAACAACCGUCUUUAUCCGAUUAUAAACAAUUAGAAGAAAAAUAUUCAAAUACAUUAUUAUGUGCAUGUACAAGUGUUUCUAAUGAGUACAACAAAUUCAUUUCAUCAUUUACACCUACUUUCAAUCAAGUCUGUUCAGGUGAUUUUGUUAGUGACAAAUGGCUCAAUUAUGUUAAUUAUCGUUUAUUUCUUGAAACACAAUAUCAUUUUUAUUGGGAUUUUCGUCAUACAGCUUAUGGAUUAUUUGAUAUGUUACGUACACUUUGUGUAUUAGCUAAACAAACAAUUGAUGAUCAAUUAAUUUCAUUUUAUUCUACAAUUUUACUUACAGAAAAUACCAUUUCAGAAGAUAUUUUUUUAGCUAAUAUAAACGCAACUCGUGAUCAAUUUAUAGCUACGAGUGCAAAUGAUUUUAUAAUUAUACUUGACUCAGUUCUAUUAAUGGGAUUCGUUAAUAAUAAGGUACAGAAUCGAUUAAACACAAAUUGGCUAUAUUUUCUUGAUUUAUACCAGAACUACAGCCGAAAAAACCAAGGUUGGUCACCAACACUUUGGUUAGAUAGACAUUGUGCACCGGAAGACGCUCCAUACUGUACUACAACAUCAGGUAUUUACUUAAGAAAACUUUCCAAUGAGACAUCAUCUCAUUUAUACUGGGGAAUAGCACAUCGAGCAGAAUUACAAUUCGAAGUUCCAGGUGUACUUGUAGGUAGUUCCAUACUCAAUGGUGUUCUUCAAUCAAAUCUGUCAUGUUUAUAUAGUAAAAGUUGUUUAUCGAAACUAAACACAUAUUUAAAUGAUUCACUUUAUCCAUUUAAUGCAACACCUUUAGCAGUGCCUUCUUCUGCUUCACCUCUUCCAACCAUUAAUGAUGCAGCCAAAAAAUUAAUGGUGGAUUCUUGGCAACUAAAUUCAUCUUAUCAACAUUAUUUCAGUGCAUGCAAUCCAUUAACUUGCACAUAUACUUAUACUCAUCAGUUUGAUAUUCUUUUUAUUAUUACGACUGUUAUUUCUUUUAUUGGUGGAAUUGUAACAGUUCUUAUGAUCAUAAUAUUACCGGCAGUGAAAUUCUUAAGAAAACAAGUUAAAACUGUCAGCCGAUUGUUAUCAUUAUCAGAAGUUGUACCACAUGAAACUAAUAUUGAACGGCAAGCUGUUGGUGAUAUCACUGAGCAAAAAGUUUCAUUAUUUGUUAAAAUAAAAAUAUUUUUGCUCGACCUUAACUUUUUCUCAGAUUCAGAUGAAAACAGUGAAUGGCACUUAUAUGGUCAACGUCUUUCAACUCGAUUCUUCAUCGUUUCAAUAAUUAUUGCAUUUUCUAUACUUAUUCUCUAUGCAUCCACAUAUUCUGUUACAAAAACGAUCACCAUUAAUAAACCCUCGAUCGAUGUUUAUUUCACUCUUCAAGGUAAAUAUCCUCAAACAUUGACCUGUCCAUGUUCGUCAACUACGAAUGAACAGUCUCAAUUCAUAUCAUUUCAACCUACACAACAUCCAGUUUGUCAUUCAGAUUUUAUUACAGAUAACUGGACUAACUAUUUGCACACAACGAACAGCGAAGACCUAAAUCAGUUCGAUUUUCGUUACAACAGUGCAGUAUUCUUUCCAAUUAUUUUAUCUUUUUGUCAACUAUCAUUGAAAACAAUCAAUAAUGAAAUACUCAUAUUCAAUUCAACAAAAUAUGUUUCAAAAUAUAUAAAAGGAAUAGAUCUAUUUGAUUCUCAAACACAACAGCUCAUCCGUAAUAUGAAACAGACAACAGUGAAUUCACUUCAACUUUCAAUUUCAAUGUUACGUCAAACAGUUUGGGGAAAUGGAUUGUUUUCUACUGUGUCUUAUUACGAUGCACCUGACCCGACGAUUCAUUAUAAUCGUAACUCAACAAUAAAUCUUGUAUUUUUCCCACUUAUUUAUCACUCUAGCUCUAACACAACAUGUUCAUGUAAAAUCCAUCCAACUACAUGCAAUGAAUUAUCUAACAUCACUUAUGUUAACGGCACGGUUCGUGAUUCGCCGUUAUACAAUCUAUUUACUGUUCCUGGUUAUUAUGUUGGUUGUUAUGCGAGUGAAUCAAUAUUUCGUUCUAAUUUUGAAUGUUUUUUUAAUCAAACAUGUUUACAAACAAUCUAUGACUUAAUACAUUUAACAUCAUACUAUCCAUUUAAUGCAACUGCUAUGCAAUUAAAUAGCAGUCAUUAUAAUGUAACAACAAGUGUACAAGAUAUUAUUGAUAAUUUAAUGAUUGAAGAAUGGAAUAAUGAAACAUCAUUUCAGUUUUAUUAUAAACAAUGUAAUCCAUAUUUAUGUUCAUAUUCAUAUGAUGUUAAAGGCGAUAUUAGUUAUGUAAUUGCAAUUACAUUCGGUUUAAUUGGUGGAUUAACAACUAUUUUAAAAAUAAUAAUUCCAUUUAUUGUAUUAAUGAUUAGACGAUGGCGACAAAAAAGAAAAAUUAAUACCAAUCAAUCAAUGAUUAAUCAAGUAUUUUAUGUUUCUUUUCAAAAUGUUACACAUACGAUUAUUAAGAAUAAUCCAACAAUUAUUGAAUUUAAUAAACUUUAUCAAGAAUAUCCAAAUACUGUUCAAUGUCCAUGUGAAACAUAUUCAAUUACAUAUGAAGAAUUUGUUACAUUUCGACCUCAUUUACAUUCAAUUUGUUCAAGUACAUUUGUUGAUGAAACUUCACAAUGGCUUGUAAUUGACUAUCCACAAACAAUAACACCAUUUGGUAUGAUUAACAAUGCUGUACCAACAUAUUCUACUCGGAAAGAUGAUUUUCGACAAAUUGGAAGUCCAUUUUUUCAACUUUUGAAUUCAUUUUGUAAAUUAUCACCGAAAACAAUCAAUGCAGAAUUAACAACAUUUUAUUCAAGUAGAUUUAUUACAUUAAAUUUAAUUACAUUUGAACAAUUUCAAAUUCAAAUAAAUCAAUUAAUUAAUCAAUUAUUACAAAAUACAGCGCGUUCAUUUAUUAACUCACUCUUUCUUGCGGAAAAUAUGACUGCAUCGAGUAUGUUAGCUUCUGCAUUUCAAUCAGAUUCAUUGUUUUCAUUAGCAACUCCAUUAUAUGAUGCGAACUAUCGAGGUCUUGAAUAUCAAUAUCAAAUAAUUUAUGAUCGAGUAGAUGAAAUAUACAAUUCAAAUGAAACUGGAAUUGAUUGUGAUUGUCAAAGUACACCAUGGUGUAUUCAACAAGCAAUUGUUUAUGAUUUAGAUACAAUAACACAACUGUUUUCUCCACCAGGUAUAUUUGUUGGAUGUUAUCUUGUUGAAGCAGUUUUACAAAGUGAUCUAAGAUGUUUCUUCGAUAUUGAUUGUUUACAACAGUUGAUCGAUAGUUUAUCUUUAGUAAAUAUCAGUGCAUCAGAUAUUAUUUUAAAUUCAACAGCAAGUCAUUAUCAAGAAAAAAGUUCUUUACUAGAAAUUGUUUCAAAUUUAAUGGUUGAAGAAUGGAAUAAUCAAACAUGUUAUGAUAACUAUUUUAAUAUAUGUCAACCAUCAGUUUGUACAGCAACAUAUGUUAGCCGUGGAAAUAUUAUUUAUAUUAUAACAACAACUAUAGGAUUGAUUGGAGGAUUAACAACAGUCUAUAAAUUUGUUGUACCAAUAUUCAUAAAGAUUAUUGUACGUGUGAUCAUCCCGUUUAUACGAAACAAAUGUGGUAUGAACAACAAUGGAGAGAUAUGA